This is a messenger RNA of Lindgomyces ingoldianus, 1040 nucleotides long. RefSeq lists its product as uncharacterized. Gene Ontology annotation, cellular component: mitochondrial small ribosomal subunit; ribosome. The transcript has a single exon. Bases 149 to 865 code for a protein of 238 amino acids. The record is from RefSeq and is a predicted model, not a curated record. Lineage: Eukaryota; Fungi; Ascomycota; Dothideomycetes; Pleosporales; Lindgomycetaceae. Gene Ontology annotation, biological process: translation; mitochondrial translational initiation. Gene Ontology annotation, molecular function: structural constituent of ribosome.
UCCAACUCCAGCAUCCCAUCCAGAAUCCCCAUCCAGCAUCCACAACACCCAACAUAUUGCGUCCAACAUCUAGCAUCUAGCUCCCAGCCCCCGCUCCUAUGUCCCUUCCUUCCAUUGGUCGACAAAAACCAUCAUAACAGCCCUUGCAAUGGGCUCCCGUCACGUCGGCGAGCUCCUGCUCCGUCCGACGCUCUCCCACAUUUCGUUGCCUCUCGCUCGAAGAAGAACUCCCGCAGCGGCAUUCCAAUGGGCCUCACGCCCUCUUCACGUCCCCACAUCACCGCGGUCGGCCCGCCCGCAGCCCACCCCCAAUCCCACCUCCGAGCUCCAAGUGGAACCUCACCCCCACCAUGUCAACACCACCUCCGCUAUCGACUCUCUCAUCGGCAUGUCCGUCCCUCGUGCCCGCUCUGCCCGUACGCCCUCAUCCAGCGACGAAUUAAGGGCCGCCCAGCACUCGUCGAGGCCCUUUGGCGCCGACUUCUCUAGGCCUAACAACAACUACAAGCGCCCAAAACUCCAGUUCGAUGACAUGGCUAUGGCAGCCCCGGUGCUCGGUGAGCCACAGCAGCACUUACCGGUCGUGCCUCAGGCUCCCGAAGUCUACCCCCGCUUAAAUCCCAGCACCGGACGGACCGUCGAGCUGGAUGUGAGCAAAGGGCGAGACAUCGUGAGGGGUUUGGGCAUGUUAGGGAGCUUGAUGGCAAGGAACAAGGUCAAGGCCGAUUUCAUGAAACAGAGAUUUCAUGAACGGCCCGGCCUGAAAAGGAAGCGUCUGAAGAGUGAGAGGUGGAGGGCGAGAUUUAAGGUUGGGUUUAGGAAAGUCGUGGGAAGGGUGAGCGAGUUGACAAGAAAGGGGUGGUAGAGUUUGGCUCUCCUGUCUUCUGACCCAUUGUAUAUCUGGGAACACUAUGGCUUGAACAUGUCUUCCGUGAGGAAGCAUAUAUAUAAAGUCGUGCUUUGUACGAUACAAGUGUGUCUCGAGUAUUUUUCUAGCCGGCCUUGCCAUCUCCAGAGAAAGUCAUGCGGAAAUUUUAUCC